GGGAGUAGUAGUGCAGAUGAAGAGAAGAAUAAUAUACACUCUGCUAGCUAGCUAGCUGUGUCCGUGUCCGUGUCUAUAUAAGGAGCACCCGGCCCCUCCUCCUCCUUGAGCACUCUCUCCUCACCCAUCCUCGAUCUAGCCGGCCGGCCAGCCAGCUAAUAGUAUUACUCUCCUUGGGUGUAGUGUAGUGGUCUGUCGAUUGAGGUAGCUGGGAUCGAUGGCCGGCGGCGCCAUCGUGAACACGGCCGGGGGCAAGGACUACCCCGGCAAGCUCACCCUCUUCGUCUUCUUCACCUGCGUCGUGGCCGCCACCGGAGGCCUCAUCUUCGGAUAUGAUAUCGGUAUCUCAGGCGGCGUGACCUCCAUGGACCCUUUCCUGAAGAAGUUCUUCCCGGAGGUGUUCCGGAAGAAGCAGGAGGCCAAGACCAACCAGUACUGCAAGUACGACAACCAGCUGCUGCAGACCUUCACCUCCUCGCUCUACCUGGCCGCGCUCGUCGCCUCCUUCUUCGCCGCCACCGUCACCCGCGUCAUGGGCCGCAAGUGGUCCAUGUUCGGCGGCGGCCUCACCUUCCUCAUCGGCGCCGCGCUCAACGGCGCAGCCAAGAACGUCGCCAUGCUCAUCGUCGGACGCAUCCUCCUCGGAAUCGGCGUCGGAUUCGCCAACCAGUCUGUUCCGGUUUACCUGUCGGAGAUGGCCCCGGCGCGGCUCCGCGGCAUGCUCAACAUCGGGUUCCAGCUGAUGAUCACCAUCGGCAUCCUGGCGGCGGAGCUCAUCAACUACGGCACCAACAAGAUCAAGGCCGGGUACGGGUGGCGCGUCAGCCUGGCGCUGGCGGCGGUGCCCGCGGGCAUCAUCACCCUGGGCUCCCUCUUCCUGCCCGACACCCCCAACUCGCUGCUGGAGCGCGGCCACGCCGACGAGGCCCGGCGCAUGCUCCGGCGGAUCCGCGGCACGGAGGAGAUCGCCGAGGAGUACGCGGACCUGGUGGCGGCGAGCGAGGAGGCGCGGCAGGUGCGCCACCCGUGGCGCAACAUCCUCAAGCGCCGCUACCGGGCGCAGCUGACGAUGGCGGUCAUGAUCCCCUUCUUCCAGCAGCUCACCGGCAUCAACGUCAUCAUGUUCUACGCGCCCGUGCUGUUCGAGACGCUGGGCUUCAAGGGCGACGCCUCGCUCAUGUCCUCCGUCAUCACCGGCCUCGUCAACGUGUUCGCCACCGUGGUGUCCAUCUUCACCGUCGACCGGCUGGGGCGGCGCGCGCUGUUCCUGCAGGGCGGCGCCCAGAUGAUCGUGUGCCAGGUGGUGGUGGGCUCCCUGAUCGCCGGCAGGUUCGGGACCAGCGGCAUCGGCGACAUGCCCAAGGGCUACGCCGCGGUGGUGGUGCUCUUCAUCUGCGUCUACGUGGCGGGCUUCGCCUGGUCCUGGGGCCCGCUCGGGUGGCUGGUGCCGUCGGAGAUCUUCCCGCUGGAGAUCCGGCCGGCGGGGCAGAGCAUCAACGUCUCCGUCAACAUGCUCUUCACCUUCUGCAUCGCGCAGGCCUUCCUCACCAUGCUCUGCCACCUCAAGUUCGGCCUCUUCUACUUCUUCGCCGGAUGGGUCGUCAUCAUGACCGUCUUCAUCGGCCUCUUCCUGCCGGAGACCAAGAACGUGCCCAUCGAGGAGAUGGUGCUCGUCUGGAAGUCGCACUGGUUCUGGAAGAGGUUCAUCGCCGACGAGGACGUGCACGACGUGCAGAUGGCCUCCAACAACGGCAACACCAAAAAGGGGGCGCCGGCAGAUGCCUGAUGAGAUUCUUCUCUUGAUUCUCUUUUCCUCUUUCUCCUCAUUGCCUUGCCCAUGCCCAGCCGGAUUGAUCGAUGAUGAUUGUACAUGCACAUGCCCAUGCCCAUGCCCAUGCCCAUGCCCAUGCCCUUCCUUCUUUGGACAGGCAACCAAGGCAGGCAGGCAACCAAUUCUCUGUGUCUCAGCUCUUCUUCUUCUUGGCUUGUGAUCCAUCCAUCCAUCCAUCCAUGCUUGCUCCUCCCCUUCCGUGAUUAUUCCAUCAAGUAUUAAUUUGUCUGUGCAAGGACUACGGAGUGUUUGUUGUUACGCCCAUUAAUCAAUUCUUGCAUGCAAAAGAUGAACACAA
Molecule: messenger RNA, 2129 nt
Organism: Panicum virgatum (switchgrass)
Lineage: Eukaryota; Viridiplantae; Streptophyta; Magnoliopsida; Poales; Poaceae
Product: sugar transport protein MST3-like
Exons: 3
Coding region: 218-1786 (522 amino acids)
Biological process (GO): monosaccharide transmembrane transport
Cellular component (GO): membrane
Molecular function (GO): monosaccharide transmembrane transporter activity
Source: RefSeq, a predicted model, not a curated record